Messenger RNA from Nymphaea colorata (pocket water lily), 1347 nucleotides. RefSeq lists its product as uncharacterized. Bases 1 to 1347 code for a protein of 448 amino acids. The record is from RefSeq and is a predicted model, not a curated record. NCBI's taxonomy places the organism in Eukaryota, Viridiplantae, Streptophyta, Magnoliopsida, Nymphaeales, Nymphaeaceae. The transcript is spliced from 3 exons.
AUGGUGGCUGGACACGAAGUACAACAUCGAGAUUGGGCGCCAAUCUACCAUGGAGAUGUUAUCAAAGUUGGUUUCUCGAGUCUUUGCUUCGUGCUAGAAGAAAGACUCUUGCCUGUGGCCGAAAAGCAAAGAGAAUCUUAUUAUGAGCCCAACGAUGAAGAAGAGCAUUAUGGACAGAAUGACCAAAGCACAAGGUCUCUUACGUGGGACGAAGUGCUCAAAAAGAUUAAUGAGAUGCUCGACGGGAUGGAUCACAGAGAGUCCAUCAGAAAUAAGAAAACAACCAACGAUAAUAGACGGACUGAGCUUGCUACAGAGUCUGAUACUGAAACGGAAUCAGAUUCGUCUAGUGAGGAUGAUAAAUCCUCUCCCUCUCCAAAGACGCCUAUGAACAAGGUGCCAAAAGAGUACAAGUCAGAAAGCGAAGAUGAAACUUCGUCUGAAUCCGAAAAUGAUAGUAGCACUGAUUCUUCAAGCGAUGAAGAGAUAGAAGUGCCAAGACGAGGGUGUGCCAAUCCAAACGCCCUCAAGCCUUCAGAACGUGCGAGGAUUAAGAUUUCAGAAAAAGGGAUACUUGGAGCCCCUCCUAGCGCUAUCCCUAAUAGCAGCACGAGUAUCACCUCAAAAGAUACUAAAGGCAUACUUGGCCCGGCCAAGGCAUUCAGUGCUAUACGGCCUUUGGAAUGGGUUCAGCCUAGAACAACGAAUGAGAACCAAGGGCCCGACCAGCAGAACGAGUCGGCAAGACGAAGAGACACAAAGCACUCCAUGGGCAUCCUAACACGAGCAGAAAGUAGGGCGACACCUCUUGAAGGACAAACGCCUGAGGCAAGUCCUAAAGAGAGGCUAAGGCAGAGCAAAGAAGAAAUCUUCACCAUAGCUUCACCAUUCAGAUGGGCAGAUGAGCCAUGGAAUCUUGAACCCCGUGAGCAAACUGAAAUGAAAACAAUGGAGCAGCCAGCCACGGGUAGCAAAGGGUUGUUACCACCUCCUAGCAUACAAAACCAACCUAAGGAGGGUGGUAUGGAUCACGACUUCUUAGAGUCUCCCAACAAAAAUGCACGAAUGAAACUCCAACAAGGGGCGACUCAAGAAUUGGCAAGACAAAACGCCAAGUUAGAUAGAGCCCAAGACGAGAGACUUCCCCUCGUCAAGCGCCAAGCAGGAAAAGAGUUUGAAGAAGAGCUCCUAGCAAAGACAGACGGAAUGUUCCCCGAGUCUGAAGAAGAAAACGAAGACCUACCUGAGGAACGUCAUGACUUUAAGGUGACAGAAAUAGGAGCAGCCGGUGAUCAGUACACCGUGACCACCUUCGCCUCUUCCCAGCGUCAAAUACAUUCUGGGUAA